AUUUUAGAAGACAAUAACACAACGAAAAUACGUCAUAUCAAUCUGAACUUUUGAGCAAUUCAAAUUGCAUACAAAUUGACAGGUUAAGACAAAUCUAACAAAAGUAAACAUUUGAGCAAUUCAAAUUGCAUACGAAUUUGACAGAUUAUGACAAAUCUAACCAUCACCACUACAAAUUAGCACGUUGUCAUCAUAUCUACGCUAAAUAAAGAAAAAAAACUAAAUUCAUAGUAAAAACUCCCUAACAGUAUGGCUGCAGCGUCAUCAGUUUCUUCUCCACCGCUUUGCCUCGCCGGUCGAGUCGCUAUAGUCACCGGAUCCUCUCGAGGAAUAGGCCGUGCCAUAGCCAUCCACCUUGCCGAGCUUGGGGCUAGGAUCGUCGUUAAUUACUCCACUAGCCCCGUUGAGGCUGAGAAGGUUGCGACGGCGAUUACAUCCAACUAUCCAAAGAACGACGCUUCGGAAGCCGCCGGAAAUAGUCCACGUGUCAUUGUGGUGAAGGCUGAUAUCUCGGAGCCGAGCCAGGUAAAGUUGCUUUUCGAUGAGGCAGAGCGAGCCUUCGAGUCACCGGUUCAUAUCUUGGUUAACUCAGCCGCUAUAGCCGAUCCUAAUCAUUCCACUAUCUCAGAUAUAUCAGUAGAACUUUUUGACCGCAUUAUCAGUGUCAACACAAGAGGUGCGUUUCUUUGUGCUAGAGAAGCUGCGAACAGGCUAAAACGUGGAGGCGGUGGCCGGAUAAUUCUCCUCUCAACUUCACUGGUUCAAUCCUUAAAACCAUCCUAUGGCUCAUACACGGCUUCAAAGGCAGCCGUAGAAGCCAUGGCCAAGAUUCUUGCAAAAGAGCUCAAAGGAACAGAAAUCACUGUAAAUUGUGUUUCUCCCGGACCCGUCGCCACAGAGAUGUUUUUUACAGGAUUGAGCAAUGAGAUUGUAGAGAACGUGAAGUCACAGAACUUAUUUGGUAGAAUCGGUGAGACCAAAGACAUCGCACCUGUAGUUGGGUUCUUAGCCAGUGAUGCUGGCGAAUGGAUCAACGGUCAAGUCAUCAUUGCUGACGGUGGCUCUCUCUUGUAAAGAAAGAGAGUGGUUAGUCUUCUUAUAAAAUCAAAGCUUUCAAAUUUCAAACGUUGGAUUUGAUCUGACGAAAAGAAACAUCAAUAAUCCAUGUAUCAAAUACAGUCAAAUACAACCUCUGCUUUAUGUGCUCUGUUCUUGGUGAUAAGAAUUACGGUUUGUACUCUGUUCUUAUCACAACGUUACAACA
Molecule: messenger RNA, 1264 nt
Organism: Arabidopsis lyrata subsp. lyrata
Lineage: Eukaryota; Viridiplantae; Streptophyta; Magnoliopsida; Brassicales; Brassicaceae
Product: NADPH-dependent aldehyde reductase 2, chloroplastic
Exons: 2
Coding region: 250-1074 (274 amino acids)
Source: RefSeq, a predicted model, not a curated record